This is a messenger RNA of Selaginella moellendorffii, 1322 nucleotides long. RefSeq names its product probable leucine-rich repeat receptor-like protein kinase At5g63930. The transcript has 2 exons. Gene Ontology annotation, molecular function: protein binding. The coding region runs from base 39 to 1322 and encodes 427 amino acids. Lineage: Eukaryota; Viridiplantae; Streptophyta; Lycopodiopsida; Selaginellales; Selaginellaceae. The record is from RefSeq and is a predicted model, not a curated record.
UCCGGUGAUGUUCAAAUUUCUAGUUUCACAAGAAGAAAAUGAUUUCUCACUGGGGCAUCGUACUUCUCUUCGCACUUGGCAUGAAUCUGUCGUCUGAGAUCAUGGACAUGGAAAUUCUACUGGAGUUCAAGCAAGGCAUGUUGCAAAGCAAUUCUACCUUUUCUAACUGGCAUGAAGGAAGCAAGGAUGGGAUUUGCAGCUGGAGAGGCAUUAGUUGCAAUUCUAAACGCCAAGUAGUGUCCAUACAUCUAUCCUCUGUGGAUCUUGAUGAAGCCUUGGUGGGAACUCUCACGCCAAGGCUUGGGCAGCUUUCAUAUCUUUCAGAGCUCGAUCUAUCGUUUAACAAAAUAACGGGGCAAAUUCCUACCACCCUCGGAAAUUGCUCCUCACUCACAGAGCUCAACUUGAGAGGGAACCAAUUGACUGGCCAUAUUCCAGCAACAUUAGGGCAGCUCCAGAAUCUCACUGAGCUCUGGCUAUCUGAUAAUUUCUUGAGCGGGUCUAUUCCAUCGAGUGUUGGGAACUGCUCCAAGCUGCGGUUCCUCAGUCUGGAAAACAACACCUUAACGGGCUCUAUAUCUCCAUCGCUGGGUAAGCUCAAGAAAUUGGAAAGUUUAUCACUUUUUACAAACAAUUUGGAGGGGCUUAUACCAAUCACUCUUGGAAACCUUUCGCACCUCACAUUUCUAGACAUGUCUGACAACCUUCUAUAUGGCCCAUUACCUGGCUCUUUUGCUGGUCUUCGUAGGCUAAAGUGGUUGGGACUAUCGCGAAACUAUUUUCUCAAUGGAUCGAUUCCUUCGGAUGUUAUGGUGGGCAUGCCAUCUCUAACGCACCUAGAGCUCCAUUACAACAACUUUACAGGAAACAUUCCCAUGUUUAAUGCGUCUUCUCCUGUUGUACUACUUCGCUUGGACGUUAACAGCCUGACAGGAAGCAUUCCGCAUUCAAUCACAGAGAUCAAGGCUCUCCAGCAAUUGCACCUCAACAAAAACUAUCUAGAUGGAAGCAUUCCAAAAGGCAUUAGCCAGCUGGAUCGUCUUGAGAUACUUGACUUGAGUGACAACUAUCUCAGAAAUGAAGUUCCUCCACUCGACAAAUGCACCAAUCUUGGCUAUCUCGACCUCCACAGAAACUUGAUACGGAGCAAAAUGCCAACGUUUGGUGCAUGCACUAACCUUGUUUACUUGGAUCUCUCAACGAACGAGUUCCAGGGAGAGAUUAGCUCAAGGCUAGGGAAUUGCUCCCAGCUCAAGGUUGUCAACUUUGCGCAGAACAAUUUCACGGGUGAGGUGCCUACACGCUUCACAGCAUGCAGCUAG